Molecule: messenger RNA, 584 nt
Organism: Chenopodium quinoa (quinoa)
Lineage: Eukaryota; Viridiplantae; Streptophyta; Magnoliopsida; Caryophyllales; Amaranthaceae
Exons: 1
Source: RefSeq, a predicted model, not a curated record
CAUACAAUCCAGGAUGGAGGGAUCAUCCAAAUUUGAGAUAUGGGAAUUCCCAGGGGAACCAACAACAACAGCAAAAUGCUCAAGGCCAGCAGCAAUAUCAGCAAUAUAGGGCACCAUUAGCCAAACCUCAGGGCCAAAGCUCAAAUUCGAGUAAUAUGUCAACUGAUGAAAUGAUUAGAUCACUAACUUCUAAUGUUUCUACUAUGCAGCAAAACAUGGUGCAAUUCCAGCAAGAGACCAAAUCCAGUAUUCAGAAUUUGGAAAGUCAAGUGAGUCAAAUUUCAAGUGCAGUGAGCAGACUUGAAGCUAAGGAUUCGGGAAAACUUCCAUCUCAAACGGAGUUGAAUCCUAAGCAACAAGCCAACGCUAUUACAUUGAGAAAUGGCAAGGAGCUGAAAGAGACUGAAAUUGCAACUAAGAGGGCUGAAGAGUUGAUUGGAGCUGAGGAGAAGGAAGAGGAACAUGAAGCUGUAGCAAAUCCUCCCACUUUUCCAUCUUAUGAACCCACACCACCUUUUCCUGAAGCUUUGAAAGAAACGAAGAGGUAUGAGAAGGACAAAGAUAUCUAUGAAACUUUCAGCAAG